Molecule: messenger RNA, 595 nt
Organism: Homalodisca vitripennis (glassy-winged sharpshooter)
Lineage: Eukaryota; Metazoa; Arthropoda; Insecta; Hemiptera; Cicadellidae
Product: nucleoside triphosphate pyrophosphatase
Exons: 3
Coding region: 167-580 (137 amino acids)
Molecular function (GO): nucleoside triphosphate diphosphatase activity
Source: RefSeq, a predicted model, not a curated record
GUUUGUCGGAAAACAUGGUUUGUUUGCAGCCGUAGAUAAUUUUCUACUCUUGUUGUUUUCACAACAAACUAUUUUUAAAAUACCAUAUGUCAUAACAACUUUUCUCCAUCAAUAAUAGGACUUUUCCUCAAAUAAUACUUAGGCCUAUAUAAAUAUCUCUAUCAUAAUGCUGGAACCUAUACGAGCAUCUAUUUUAAGUGGAAAGCGCAUCAUCCUGGCUAGUACUUCUCCCCGGAGAGCAGAAAUUCUACAAAACAUAGGUCUGCGAUUCGAAGUCGUACCGUCUACCUAUGAAGAAGACCUAGAUCCAAAGGAUUAUCAAAACCAUGGAGACUUUGCUAUUGCCACUGCACUCAAUAAGGUCCUGGAAGUUGAUAAGAGACUGUCCAAUGAUCAGGUGAAGCCUGACAUCAUAAUUGGGGCGGACACUGUCGUCUCUUAUGAUGGGAGAGUUUUUGGUAAACCAAGAGAUAAAGAAGAAGCCUUUAAAACAUUUACAGGUGUAAGUAUUUCUGUAGGAUUUAUAGGUAUUUCUUUACGAUUAAUUUAUAAGUACGUAGUUUAUUACUUGAAAAAAUAAAAAAAUAGGCCUUCU